Triticum turgidum subsp. durum (durum wheat) is the source of this 507-nucleotide messenger RNA. The record is from the annotation of a GenBank genome assembly. Lineage: Eukaryota; Viridiplantae; Streptophyta; Magnoliopsida; Poales; Poaceae.
AUGCGGCGCGAGGGACGGCAGCGAGGGUGGGUGCGCGUGUACGACCGCUCCCUGGUCGACCCGGAGGGCAAGCGGCGCGCCGUGCACGCCGUCGACGGCCCGGUGGUGGCCAACGGCGGCUUCAUCAGGGCGCCCCGGAAGCCGACGAACCAGUCCAAGUCCGGCGGCCUCCGCGAGCUCGGCAGGGACGCCCUCGCGCAAGAGGAGGAGGAGCCGGAGCCGCAGCUCCAUCCGCCGCUGGGCGCCGGGUACUCCGGGUACUACUGCACGACGACGUGCCAGUCGCCGUUCAAGUUCGAGGCCGUGCCGUAUCAAUGGGAGUACGAUGCCUUCGCGCCCGAGGAGGUGCAGGCUCCUCGUCCGCCGCCGCCGCCGGCGCGGUUCGGGGGAAGAGCGGCGUGCAAGGGGAGCCGCAAGUUCAGGCACAGCGAGAUCAAGAUGUACUACCUCGACGCGGCCGAGGAUGUCGACGGGCGCCUCGAUUAUCUCUAUGACUUCGAUUCAUGA